AUGCAGUAUUCCGUCAAACAUCAGCACAAGCUAAGUUUUGAAGAAACACUUCCUCCCUACCACAAACAGAACGACAGCAGCUUACGAAUUAUCUCCACACAAAUCAGAAGAAUUCGAGGGACAUGUACUUACCUCUCCAAGAAUAUGAACUGCCCCGUGCUUUAUGAAAUAUACGGUCGUUGUGUAUCAAAAAGUGAACCAUUCUCGAAUAUACCUGGUCUGUCUUUCGUUUUACAAGAAAACGGCCACAAACAAACAGUAAACUGUGCAUUAUAUGACUUUGAUGAGAUACUGCCAAAUAUUAUGGUUGGUAAUACAUACAGAUGUGUUGGACGGUAUCAUUGUCAGAAAUACGUAUUUCAGUGUUUCAAUGUGGAGGAACUAAGUGAAAAUGAAGUGGAUCUCAUGGAGUCCUUUCAAUAUCAAUCAAACCUAGAGCUGACAGAAUUAACAAGACCAAACAAAAGCACGAAAACGUCAAGCAGAGUAUCUAAAACAAUAUGGCGACCCAACUCAAUUGCCAAUGCUUCUACCAUAAAUCAUCCACUGGAAUUUCGACACUUGACAGUACCAACUGCGAAAUAUGCUGUGAGGAAAAAAUAA
Heterobilharzia americana is the source of this 603-nucleotide messenger RNA. The record is from the annotation of a GenBank genome assembly. Lineage: Eukaryota; Metazoa; Platyhelminthes; Trematoda; Strigeidida; Schistosomatidae.